ACGAAAUAUAUAAGAGGACCCUGGUGAACAAUUUCAUAGAAUGUUUACACAUAAGCAAAAGUUGUUCAAAAAUGGUGGUGUGGAGAAUACACACAUUGAGUUGAGAUCAACCUCACAUAGGCCUUUAUUUAAUUUACACACGUGUAUUCAGUGUUAAAAGGCAGCAUUGUUCCCCACACUGACAACACACUCAAACCAACAGUAAACACUGACUGGGAGUAACACUUAAGGAUAUGUCAUCAGAUCUUUACUUUUCAGAAACGUCUGAUGACACACCUUUGUUUACAGUCUAUGUGACACACGUUUAGUAGUAUGGGAUUAUAGAAACUUAAUUUAAUAUAUUACAUCCAAGAUAGCUUUUUGUAAAUGCAAGAAGGCCUAUACAUCUGGAAAUCAAAAAAAUAUGCAAUCCACAUGGCACAGUCACAGUCAGAGUGUCUUUUAUGACCUGAGAUAACUUGGCCCACGGUACAAAAAGAUAAGACUUUUUUAUUUCCUGGAGCUUAAUAAAUUAUCAGUAUACAUUUCUGUUUGUGUUUUCUUUGUGUUGGGUCGAGGCAGGCUAUGUCAGUUUAUUGUAGUGGGUAAGGGUUCUUUCUCUAACCUUGUGUUGUUGUUUGCUCUUUUAUUCUACUUUAUUCUUCCGUCCAUUAUUUGUUGCUGCAUGCAUUUAAAUCUUUACCUUACUAAAAUGUGGUAUUGAUGACAUUUUUUCACAGCGGAUAUUUUUUAUUUAUCAUCAGAGACAUAAGCUUAAGUCAUUACAUUAAAGACGCCCCUGUUCUAUUUAUUGCUCAAUGGUAUGCAGUCAUCGUUAAUAUCCUAUCCUGUGGUGACAUUACACACGUUCUGCUGUGUAAAAUGUCUACAAGCUGUUUGUGGAAGCAGAUAGUUGGUAAUCACAACACAGUUUGUCUUCUGCUGUUGCUUGUUGAUAUGAAAUGCCUGGACAAAGUAAUACAAUAAAUAAGGGACUGCAUUUUUUGUUAUAGGGUGAGAACUUGUCAGUUCACAUGUAUCAAUAGGCCUACGUAUCCUCAAUUCAGACAAUCAAGUCUUGUUGGUUUAUAUAACGCUCUUGUGAGUUUAGGAUGUCAACAAGCCGGUGAGCUCACGUGUGUGGAACGCCUCUGUGUAUUUAGCUCGCUUGAGAGAUCCAGGUGAGGCGUUCUUCUUUGAACAUUUAUUUUAUCUCGGAAAAUGUUACAAUACAUAUUUAUUCAACGUUCGCUAUCUGACGAUUACUCAACAGCUAACACCGGUUACAUUGUUAUUAUGAUCAGUUUAAUCGACAUUCGUUCCACUGAGCCAACCAGGCAAAGCAAACGAUCCCAGAGCAACUUGAUGCAGCGUGGCGACACUGACCAAAAGCCCAAAUAUUGUUUUAUUACGGUACAGUAUUACUUUAGUUAAACAAUUAGACUAUGGCUCAGACAAUUCUAAUUAUAUUCGAAGAAUCACAAGAAUCCAUAAAUAUGUUAACAAACUCUGUAACAUUUGGCUAAAUCAUUCAUUCAUUUAUCUCUAUUUUAAACAAGUGACAUUUAAAUUGUGGAGAGUUUAAAUCGUGUCGAACAACGCCUUUUAAAUCAAUAAUAAAGCAUUUCCUACAAAUAUGGAAUACCCGAACCAAUGAAACUAGGAUAGGAGGGGGACACUACCCGUGGUGUUUUCUUUAAUUUCUUUAAUUGUUUUAAUAAAUAUGAUUUUUAUAAAAUGUGGUCUUCAACUGCAACCCAUCCGUAUAUUGAUUAUGUCACAUUAACGAUGCGGCACAGGAUUGACUCAACGCUCCACAAUACAAAGCUCCGGUCGGUCUCCCUUGUGGCCUCUAGGUGGCGACAGAGAGCGCCAUUUCUGUAAAAACAACAUCUCACCUUCUUUCUUUAGUCCAAGUGCUGGAGCACGUUUGAGUGACCAUGGAGUGCGUUUGCUGUCAUGUAGUUCAGCGUUAACACGGCGUGAAUAUUGGAAGAGGGGGGACUUUUGCGUGGAUACGAGGAGCCACAGUCGAGCCAUGGCUGCACGGGAGGAAGGAGAGCUUUUGCACAGUAAAAUAAGGCACCACGACGGAGCUGGAAGUGUACACAGCUCAGAGGGCUUCAGGAACGGCUAUGUGAAGAGCUGCGUCACCCCUCUGAAACAGGACCAUCAGAGGGGUUUUUUGUUUAACGUGUGCAGGUUUUGCAAGGAAGACAUUCUUAAUUCAAAAUUGUUAAAGGUCUCUGCCCUCUACGUCGGCGCGUUUGUAGUCUUCGCGGUUUCUUUCCUCAUUUCUAGGAGCUUGCAAAGUGACUUGCUUUGGGAUUUGCGGACUUUUUUGUCGGGCUUCUCCCAGUCCAUCAGUCCCUUAUUCAGCAUAGGAUGUGCUUUCUUCUUUCUGACGUUUUACCUGAGGAGGAAGAAGAAGGAGAGCAGUAAAUGUUGGCUCAUGUCACUGCCAGCAUCGUGUUACCUCGGGGAUUUUUUGGUUUUGCGGUUUUUGCAAUGGGGAGAGGACCAACACCAGAUGCAAAUGGUGGGCAGGUUGUUAUUCGUGCUGGGAUGUGUGGGUCUGCUCACCCUGAUCCCCACUCUGAAACUCAAACACAGUGUGCUCAUACUGGUCUUCUCCAGCGUGGUGUGGCUGGUUUCCUUCACAAGUUUGAGCGGUCUGCCGGCGCUGCUCAGACCGCUUUUCGCCUGCUUCGCGGGGGUUUCGGGCUCCCUGUUGGGGCUCUGCUUUGACCGCUACUACCCGUCGAGGGAAACGCCGACUGGGAUUUCCUCCGCGGAGGAAAAGGUCCCAGUGAUCAGACCUAGGAGGAGGUCCAGCUGUGUUUCACUGGGGGAGACGUCGACCAGCUAUUAUGGCAGUUGUAAAAUGCCCCGCAGACCUUCGUUACCCUGUAUAUCCAGAGAACAGAUGAUCUUGUGGGACUGGGAUCUGAAGCACUGGUACAAACCACAGUAUCAGGGUGCAGUGAGCGGCAACGGCGUGGAUCUUUCAGUCAUCAACGAGGCCAGGAACCUGGUUUCGGACCUGCUGAUGGAGUCCUCUCUGUCGCCACACACCAGCUCAACGCUGCGCAGCAUCUCAAGCCUCAUGGGGACAUUUUCGGGCUCAUGCCGCCCCAGGGUCAACCCCUUCACCCCCUUCCCAGGUUUCUACCCCUGCGAUGAGGUGGAGGACUCUGUAGAGAGGAGUGAUAGGAAAACCUUUAAGGGUAUGAGCAGCAGGAACAGCCUCCCCACCCCUCAGCCCAGACGGAGCUCCUCGUCCUCAGCCCUCUCUUCUCUCGACUCCGCCUCUUUACGCUGGGAACGCAACAAUGGCAAGAGAGCCCACCCUGAACUCAACUUGUCCAGCUCAGGCUUGUCUAAUGGGCCCAAUCCAAACCUGCUCACCAUUCCCAAGCAGAGGUCUUCCUCUGUUACCCUCACCUACCAUGCCGGGUCCAGGAGAGCAGGCGCAUCUCCCAGCCUGAGCCCACUCAACUCGCCGAGCCACAGCCUUCUCGCAGCCGGCUCAGGUUCUUCGUCGUCCCUCGUCACUCGAUCGCCUGUGGAGUUCCCAGACACGGCGGACUUCCUCACAAAGCCAAGUGUCAGUCUGAACCUGCACAAGCCCUUUGGAUUCAACUUCAGCUCACCUGAUUUCCAGCAGGCCCUCCGUAGCUCCCCCUUCUCUCUGUGCACCAGUUGUGGUCGUCAGAUGCUCAAGGGAGGUUCCAGCAUUGAAACGGGGGAAUCCAGUGAGGCUCAACGCAGCCGCUCAGCAGGUGAAGGGCUGGACUUCACAGGAGAGCCUCUUAUCAGGGAGGAAAGCGUGGAGGUGGAUGUGUCUGGGGACGGAGGGCCAGACGUUGCAGGGAACCAGGGGCAGGAUGAGAAGAAGAAGAAGAGCUCCAGCACAGACCAGACUCGGCAAUCAGAGGGUUGGCAGGAGUUCAGACUCGAUCCUAUGCUGGAGGACCAAGCGGCUCUCAUGGAGAGGAUGAACACCUGGAACUUCCAGAUCUUUGACCUGGUGGACAGAACCGGAGGGAAGAGCGGAAGGAUACUCAGCUAUGUGACGUACACCCUUUUCCAGGAUACGUGUCUGUUUGAAAUUUUCAAGAUCCCUGUGAGGGAGUUCAUGACAUACUUCUGUGCUCUGGAAAGUGGCUACAGGGACAUUCCCUAUCACAACAGGGUCCAUGCUACUGAUGUGCUCCAUGCUGUCUGGUACCUGACCACUCGACCAAUCCCUGGGUUCCAGCAGAUUCACAGCGAGCAUGUGACAGGAAGUGACACAGAUUCAGAUAGUGGGAUCUCUCAAGGAAGGAUUUCCUACGCCAACUCCAAAAGCUCCUCGAUUUCAGAUGACAGCUACGGCUGCCUGGCCUGGAACAUACCUGCCCUGGAGCUCAUGGCCCUUUAUGUAGCAGCUGCAAUGCACGAUUAUGACCAUCCCGGUCGCACAAAUGCCUUUCUAGUAGCCACUAAUGCAUCUCAGGCGGUGCUCUACAAUGACAGGUCGGUGCUGGAGAACCACCACGCUGCGUCCGCCUGGAGCCUCUACUUGUCCCGGCCAGAGUUCAACUUCCUGGUCAACCUGGAUCAUGUGGAGUUCAAGCGAUUUCGCUUCCUCGUCAUCGAGGCGAUACUGGCCACAGACCUCAAGAAGCACUUUGACUUCCUGGCUGAGUUCAAUGCCAAGGUGAAUGAUGUCAACAGCCCAGGAAUUGAUUGGACCAAUGAGAACGACAGGCUGCUGGUGUGCCAAGUGUGUAUCAAGCUGGCAGAUAUCAAUGGGCCGGCCAAAGUCCGUGACCUGCACCUCAAGUGGACGGAGGGCAUCGUCAAUGAAUUUUAUGAGCAGGGUGACGAGGAAGCUAUGCUGGGAUUACCCAUCAGCCCCUUCAUGGACCGCUCCUCCCCGCAGCUGGCAAAGUUACAGGAGUCCUUCAUCACUCACAUCGUAGGACCACUUUGUAACUCCUACGACGCCGCCGGCCUGCUCCCGGGCCACUGGAUUAACGAAGAGGGAUCAGAUGAAGACAGUGAGGCGGGGCAGGUGGAGACGGACACAGAUGAAGAUGAGGAUGAAGAUGAUGAGCUAGAGGACGAGCUGGCACCAAAAAGGAGAAAGAGCCACCGCAGGUUGUUCUGCAGUAUUAUGCAGCACCUGACGGAGAACCACAAGGUGUGGAAGAAGACCAUCGAGGAGGAGGAGAAGAGCAAAGAGCUCGGCAAGCAGCAGCAGCCAGACGGCCUCCUCCCCAGCCUGCCGGCCAGCCUGCCGGCCUCCCCGUCGGAUGACAUCCAGGUCAUCCAGGAGGAGGAGGAGGGAGAGGAGCGUCAGUAGCAGGAGGAUGACGGAGAGAACAGUGGCGAGGCAGGACAAGGACAUGAGUCACUCAACCAGCUGCCUUGACCAACGGACCUGAGGAACACACACAGACGCAAAUGCACAUAAAACACACUUUGUUUCCCCUCUCUCUCUCUCUCUCUCUCUGUGUCUCUCUCUUCCCCUCUCUAUGUGUCUCUCUGUCUCUCCAUUUCUGUGUCUCUGUCUCUCUCUUCCUCUCUCUAUCUCUCAUCCUGUGUCUCUGUCACAAUGUGUCUCUCUCUGUCUCUCUCUCUCUGUCUCUCUGUGUCUCUCUCUCUUUUUCUGUGUUUCUGUCUCUAUGUGUGUGUCUCUCUCUCUUCCCCUCUCUGUGUCUCUCUCUCUGUCUCUCUCUCUCUCUCUCACACACACACACACACCGAAAGAGUCACUGUGCAGACAUUCGGAUGCUUAAGCAGUCACAUUGAUCUUGGAGAAACAAAAAGGCCUUACUACUGUGAGCGGAUCCUUGCUGCAACGGUGGGAGCCCAACUCCUAUGCACUUUCACCCCGUGGAGAGUCGAGUGCACCCAGAAUACAACCGCCCCAGAGCGGAGGAGUGCAGGAGACAACGAAGUAGAGCGUGGACGGGGUCCAGCAUUAACUUUCCCUCCUUGGUGACCUGGCUGUGAUGCUGCCUUGAAUACAAAGCGCUUACACCUCCCUUAGGUACAAAACAAUUCCCGUCUAUUUGAAAUUGAAAGAUGGAGGAAAAAUAAUGAAUCAAGUGACAUUAUGAAGCGAUUGAUACCCUUUACCAAAGCAAACAGUUCAAACAUGGAAAGACAAGAGACUGAGACUGUUUCAACCCCCAUGUCAGGUAUAUUUUUGAAUUAUAUAUAUAUGUAUAUAUAUUUAUAUAUGUACAGUAUAUAUAUAUAUAUAUAUCAAAUGUGCCUGCCUAAACCUUUACUAAGUCCUUAUUGGCCCAGAGCCUCGGCUUGUGUAGUUCUCUCUCCUUGCUGGCGACACAAAACACUGUAUCAGACUCAGUCACAGAGACAAUUUUGAAAUGUUGACUGACUAAUAGCAUUAUAUCUGCAUCAUUUUUGAUGCUUUUACUCAUGUAUACCACCCGUCUAUUUUUGGGGGGAGGGGGAGGGGGGAUUCUUUAACUCUCCUUGCUUCAUUUUGUUUCGAGUGUGUGAAUAUUUUUGGCGGGAAUGUGAUAGAGAGAAUGCGUCGGGAGAAAGAGAGCACAUUUUUAAUUAUUAGUAUGUAAUUUGUGUGUAUGUUUGUGCGUCCUUUCAGUAAGGGUUUGUUUCUAAUCAGUGAAAUGUCCUCUGGUGUUUUAUUUAACAUUGAGAUCAGGAGCGCUGUUUCAAUGAAUGGAUUCCUCAUUUUCCUAUUUUGAUUCUAAAUAUUAUUUUUAAAGGAUACUCAGGAUUCACACAAAGUUGAAUAAUUAUUUUGCAAGAAUUUAUGUCAUUAUUACAAAAAAAUCACUUUAAAAAGUAAGAACAUUGUAAUCUGGGUGAUUGAAGUAUUACGUAAUCCCUCAAUGAACAACUUGACGACAAACCAAUUGAAGCAAUGCAAAUCCUCUGCCAGAGGAGCGUCCAGUAUGUGCUGUCUGUCGGCCAUCCAUACACUGUUUGCAUAACCUUUUUACAACCUCACUGAGAAACGCUCAUCUCCGUUAUUAGCAGACUGCGAGCGCCUCUCUUUCAGCAACACCGUGUUGCAGUUCUAUCAACGUUUAUUAGGUCAUUUCUUUUUCAAUGUUCAAUCUUCUCUGUUUUUAAGCAAGCAGUUGAAAGCUCACCCAACUCUCUUUCCUCAUUAUUUCUUUGAUUUUGCCAAACCCAGGGAUCCAGGGUUCAUUUCACUAUAUAUAUAUAUAUAUGUAUGUAUGUGUAUAUAUAUAUACAUACAUAUAUGUAUGUAUAUAUAUAUGUAUGCAUAUAUAUAUAUAUACAUAUAUAUGUAUGUAUCUAUAUAUACAUACAUGUAUGUAUAUAUAUAUAUAUUAGUUCUCUAUUUUUGUCUCAACAACUCUUGGCAUUCCACUAGAUUAAAACGUUAAAUGAAAGGGAAGGCCGAAUCUAUGCCUAGUUCCUUUAUCACCUAGUAAAAUCAUAAUCUCUGGAGACGAUGUUAAGAAGUGUAAAUCAACAUGGUAAUAUUUAAAAGACAAAACAAUAGAUACAGGUGUGCACAUUUUAAUACCAAACAAGUGUUUAGCCGCUGUACAAAAGAGUAUGUGCAUAUAUAUAUUUUUUAAAUAAUAAAAGGAAUGCAUCCGUUUUCUACACGCAGGUGUCAUGUUGUACAUUGAGAUCCUGUAAUUACCAUUGUGUUUCCAGAGUUUGUAUCUACUUCUAUAUACAGGUGUGGAACUGUGGGGUUUGGUGUUUUGAUUUAGGUUUUUCACUUGGUUUCAGCCUCCCGCUGUUCUGUUUCAUAACCACUCUUGUAUUCUCCAUUAUCUCUCUAUCACUGUUGUCUCAGUCGACCCAACUCGUGCCAAACUUUACCUACAUACAGUAGUUUGUGGGCUUUGAUAAACUGAUUGGCAAAAAUCUCUCUGGGCUCCAGUACUGUUCAUCUUGAGAUCCAAUAUGUCACCGGGCUCUAAGGGGCAGUGACGGUGGCAAGAGUCCGAGUGAGACUCGGGUCAGAGCCAUGUGCAUUCUGACGACUGUCGUCAGUCGUGUUCACAUGGAGCCAUGCUGGAUCAUAAAUCCUCGGUAGCUCCCAACCCGGCAUACUCCGGCUCAUUACGUUGUAAAGGUUUGUUGGCUUCUCACUGUGCAGUCUUUCAGUGUCCUCUGAUGAUUGUGCCAUAAAUACAUCUAUGAAUGGUUGUUACCCUUAUGUAGCAUCAAUAUACGUACGUUUGUCUAAUGUAACCAUUCACCCUUAUCUACAUUGUGGGGCCAACUGAUUGUUGUUGUUAUUUAUAGCUGUCAUAAAACACCAUCCCUAAAGUAUCA
Molecule: messenger RNA, 8286 nt
Organism: Pseudoliparis swirei
Lineage: Eukaryota; Metazoa; Chordata; Actinopteri; Perciformes; Liparidae
Gene: pde3b
Product: phosphodiesterase 3B
Exons: 16
Coding region: 2018-5329 (1103 amino acids)
Biological process (GO): signal transduction
Cellular component (GO): membrane
Molecular function (GO): 3',5'-cyclic-AMP phosphodiesterase activity; protein kinase B binding
Source: RefSeq, a predicted model, not a curated record